AUGAGCCGGAUCUCUUUCCGAUCAUCCACCGGAGGGGGCAUGAGGGGCUUCAGCUCGGGCUCUGCCAUCGUGGGAGGCGGUGGCGGGGGCACCAGGAGCAGCUUCAGCUCCGUCUCCGUCUCCAGAGUCGGGGGAGGAAGAGCCGGAGGCGGAGGAGGCUUCGGAGCCGGCGGUGGCUUCGGCAGCAGGAGCCUCUACAACAUGGGUGGAAGCAAAAGGAUCUCCAUCGGGGGUCUCCGGAGCGGAGCCGGUGGCGGAUUCGGCUUCGGCGGCGGCGCCGGCUUCGGGCUGGGCUAUGGUGGCGGUGGAGCCGCUUUUGGCUUAGGAGGAGCCGGUGCCGGUGGCGGUUACGGGCUGGGAAGCGGAUUCGGGCUGGGAGGUCCCGGAUUCGGCGGCCGAGGCGGCCCCGGGUUCCCCGUGUGCCCCCCCGGCGGCAUCCACGAGGUGACGGUGAACCAGAGCCUGCUGGCCCCCCUGAAGCUCGACAUCGACCCCGAGAUCCAGAAGGUGCGGACGCAGGAGCGGGAGCAGAUCAAGACCCUCAACAACAAGUUCGCCUCCUUCAUCGACAAGGUUCGCUUUUUGGAGCAGCAGAACAAGGUGCUGGAGACCAAGUGGAGCCUCCUGCAGGAGCAGGGGCACACGGUCACCAGGAAGUCCCUGGAGCCCCUGUUCGAAGCCUACAUCGGCAACCUGCGGAGGCAGCUCGACAGCCUGGUGGGCGAGCGGGGCCGCCUGGACUCCGAGCUCAGGAACAUGCAGGACAUGGUGGAGGACUUCAAGAACAAAUAUGAAGAUGAGAUCAACCGGCGCACGGGGGCCGAGAACGAGUUCGUGGUGCUCAAGAAGGACGUGGACGGUGCCUACAUGAACAAGGUGGAGCUGCAGGGCAAGGCAGACUCGCUGGCAGAGGAGAUCAACUUCCUGCGGGCUCUCUACGAGGCGGAGCUGUCCCAGAUGCAGCAGCAGGUGUCGGACACCUCGGUGGUGCUUUCCAUGGACAACAACCGGAGCCUGGACCUCAACAGCAUCAUCGCCGAGGUGAAGGCGCAGUACGAGGACAUCGCCAACCGCAGCCGCGCCGAGGCCGAGGCCUGGUACCAGAACAAGUACGAGGAGCUGCAGGUCUCGGCCGGGCGCCACGGGGACGACCUGAGGAACACCAAGAUCGAGAUCUCGGAGAUCAACAGGAUGGUGCAGAGGCUGCGCAACGAGAUCGACAGCGUGAAGAAGCAGUGUGCCAACCUCCAAGCCGCCAUCGCCGAGGCCGAGGAGCGCGGGGAGCUGGCCCUCAAGGACGCCAAGGCCAAGCUGAGCGAGCUGGAGGACGCCCUGCAGAAGGCCAAGCAGGACCUGGCCCGGCAGCUCCGCGAGUACCAGGAGCUCAUGAACGUCAAGCUGGCCCUGGACAUCGAGAUCGCAACCUACAGGAAGCUGCUGGAGGGCGAGGAGAGCAGGUGGGGACACGGGGACCUGUGUGUGCUGCUGCUCCUCAGGGCAGGGACCCUCUCCCUGCGCUCAGAGAGCUCCUCCCGAGGGGCCGGAGCUCCGGGCAGCUCCAGCGGGAUGGGAUACGGCGGCGGGAGCUGCCUGGGGAUGGGCGGAGGGCUCGGGAUGGGCGGCGGCGGCGGCGGCGGAUUCUCCGUGAGCGGCGGCGGCUUCGGGGGCGGCAGCGGCGGCGGCUUCGGGGGGCUCAGCUACGGCGGGGGCAGCACCUUCAGCUCCGGCAGCAGCCGAGGCGUGAGCUCCAGCACGGGCGGCAGCGUCAGGAUCGUCUCCAAGACCACCACCAGCAAAAAGACCAUCAGAUAA
Molecule: messenger RNA, 1812 nt
Organism: Pipra filicauda (Wire-tailed manakin)
Lineage: Eukaryota; Metazoa; Chordata; Aves; Passeriformes; Pipridae
Product: keratin, type II cytoskeletal 6A-like
Exons: 8
Coding region: 1-1812 (603 amino acids)
Biological process (GO): keratinization; intermediate filament organization
Cellular component (GO): keratin filament
Molecular function (GO): structural constituent of skin epidermis
Source: RefSeq, a predicted model, not a curated record